AUGGAAACAGCGGACUACAAGCUCCUGCUCACCUGCCCAUCUGGACUCUCGCCAUCUCAGUUGGCCGUGAUUUUUGAUCGAUCGUACGAUAGAAUCCCGCAUCCGAACGCUGAAUUGGAGGACUCCAUAGGCCAAAUAUGGGAGGACAGAAUUCAGAGCAAUUCAUCUUUAUACAAUGGGAAGAAGUUCCGGUAUGGCGGAUGUAGUCUUCAGGAUGGUGGUGAAGCUAGAGGAGUUUCUCAAGCAUGCCUCCACCUUGGCUCGACAGAUUACCGGACAUUUGUCGGGACAAACUUGAAUCCUUUGUGGGAAAAUUUCCUUGCACCAUCUGAAGAGGAUGUGAUAAAGUGCCAACAUACAGCAAAUCCACUGGGUAAUGGCGCAAUUGUGGUAACCGCUGACAAUGAAAUUGUUGUGUUGAGAAGAAGUGAUAAUGUUGGAGAAUUUGCGGGACAUUUAGUUUUUCCUGGAGGUCAUCCAGAGCCUGAAAAAGUUGAAGUAGCAUCUAGUCAAAAUGGUCAGGAUCCUGUUGUCACAACUGAGGAACUCAACAAGAAGGUCUCUGAAGAGAUGUUUGACAGUAUUUCUCGUGAAGUAGUUGAAGAAAUUGGAGUACCUGCAACGUCUCUUUCAACUCCAGUUUUUAUUGGUCUCUCUCGCAGGAUCUUGAAUGUCAGACCAGCUGCAUUUUUCUAUAUGAAAUGCAACCUGCCAUCCAAGGAAAUCCAUCAACUGUACUCUAGUGCACUAGAUGGCUACGAGUCAAUCCAACUUCACACGGUCUCACCGGUGAUUUUAGAACACAUGAAAAGUAAAAUGCCUGGCUGUCAUCAAGGUGGAUUUGCGCUUUAUAAGCUGAUGAUUGAAGCUUCGACGAAAGUAUAG
Linum trigynum is the source of this 885-nucleotide messenger RNA. NCBI's taxonomy places the organism in Eukaryota, Viridiplantae, Streptophyta, Magnoliopsida, Malpighiales, Linaceae. The record is from the annotation of a GenBank genome assembly.